AUGACUGCGGAUGCACCUGAUAUGGCUGAGGAUGUUCCUGACAUGAUUGAGGAUGUCCCUGAUAUAGCUGAGGAUGCACCUGAGAUGACUGCGAACGUACAGGGUGCUGAUGGUGCUGAGGGGUCACAUGCUGAUGAUGCUGAGGGAUUCCCAGGUGGGCCACGUGACCCAUCAGUACUGACAUCAUUUGCGGACCAUGUUGCACACGCCGUUUGGAGUGGACAGGAACGUCCUGAUUUAAAGUUGGUGUCGCAUGGGAGGAAGGUGACAUUGAUUGGGAGGCCCGUGCCUGAGAUUGAAGGACUGGUUGGUGCCACAGGAUUAAGUCCACUGAUCGAUUGUUCAAUUGUUACUGGCGAUCCUGGACUUGUAUCCGCAUUUGUGGAGAGGUGGCACAGCGAGACCAACACCUUCCACCUUCCGGUAGGAGAGUUGACGAUCACAUUGGAUGAUGUGUCAUCACUCCUCCAUUUCCCUAUCACUGGCGCGUUGCACAACUUUCAUGCUCUUUCUGCGGAGGAGGCGAUCUUUUUGUUGACCGAGUUACUUGAGGUGUUUGUUGAGGAGGCUAGAGCCGAGACAACACGAUCACGUGGGGCAUACGUACGGCUGAGAUGGGUUCGAGACAUUUAUGAGAUGAGAUGUCAGGCCCGGCGGUGGAUUGUAGCAGCUCGUGCUUAUCUGCUGCACCUGGUCGAUUGCACUCUUUUUGCUAAUAAGAGUGAAACAUAUGUUCAUGUGGUGCACCUAGACGCUUUUUGCGACCUGGGUCAGAGUGAUGGUUAUGCUUGGGGAGUUGCCGCGCUGAUUCAUAUGUAUGACCAGUUAGAUGAGGCUUCUAGGACCACCACACGACAGAUUGCGGGGUACCUGACUCUAUUACAGUACUGGAUCUAUGAGCACUUUCCUAGUGUGCAUCAGUGCGUCACAUAUGAUGCAUACCAGGAGACGUCCCCACGCGCUUCCCGGUGGCUGACGUCGAAGGCGCAUAUGAAGGGAAUCACAGGAGCACCGUACAGGGCACGUUGUGAUGCUUUGACCAUCACAGAUGUGUCCUGGUUGCCUUACACUGAGCAUCAAGGGGUUAGGGCCUUUGAGCUGAUUUCAUCAUUCCAGGGUCAGCUGAGAUGGGGUCAUAUGGUGGUCACAGCUCGACCGGAGAGGGUGGUAUCUGCGGAUUACAUGGAGUGGUUUUUCUGGAUAUCUCACCCAUUCAUGAUACCGACCCAGGUAGGUGACCAGCCCAGAGAUGCACCUGCCGCAGACCCUGAGGAGUACAUGCAGCCGCCCAGCCCCCAGAUUCCAGUGGCAUUUGACCCCCCUCCACCUGCAGUGGAUGAUUACGAUGGCUAUGAGGCGAUUGCACAGAGGUUGGAGCGUGUGCUCAACCUUAGGAUGGUCGCUGCAAGCAUAGAGUUAUAUGAUAUUAUGCAGGAUUGCUUGACAAUCGCCAGAGGGGGAGCCAAUGCUGAUGGAAGUGUCAAGGCUCGACAGAGACGACGCAUAGAGCAUUGA
Molecule: messenger RNA, 1515 nt
Organism: Glycine soja
Lineage: Eukaryota; Viridiplantae; Streptophyta; Magnoliopsida; Fabales; Fabaceae
Product: protein MAIN-LIKE 1-like
Exons: 5
Coding region: 1-1515 (504 amino acids)
Biological process (GO): meristem development; meristem maintenance
Source: RefSeq, a predicted model, not a curated record